This is a messenger RNA of Megalops cyprinoides (Indo-Pacific tarpon), 3328 nucleotides long. RefSeq lists its product as uncharacterized. Gene Ontology annotation, molecular function: GTP binding. NCBI's taxonomy places the organism in Eukaryota, Metazoa, Chordata, Actinopteri, Elopiformes, Megalopidae. The record is from RefSeq and is a predicted model, not a curated record. Bases 137 to 2593 code for a protein of 818 amino acids. The transcript has 9 exons.
CAAGGCACAGACAGGGCUGCAGAAGCAGUGCGGACACUGUGAAGGCAGCAAAGAGGAAAAAGAGGACAGAAAGAAGAAGAAACCAAACCUUAAAAAUUUAAGGAGAGUGACUGCAUUAAGUUCCUCACAUCUAGAUAUGUCCCAGGAGUGGAGCAACUUCCCCUCCGGCUCCCCUGAGCUCCGCCUGGUUCUCCUGGGCACAAUUGGUUGCGGGAAGACCCUGUCUGGCGACACUCUGCUGGGGGAGCGGUCCUUACCCUCUGACGUCAGCUCCGCCAGAGCCUGCCGGCGGAGGCAGGGCCUCUCGGAGGGCCGGCAGCUGACCCUGGUGGAGGCCCCCCGCUGGUACUGGAGCGGGGGAGAGGUGGAGGCCAGCGUGAGGAAGGAGACAGAGAGAGCGCUCAGUCUGACUGCCCCGGGGCCCCAUGCCUUCCUCAUCCUCAUUCCCGUGGGCGAGUUCACGGAAGUCGAGCGGCUGGUACCAGGGGAGAUUGAGCAGGUGUUCGGGAAGGGGGCCCUGAGGCACUCCCUAGUGCUGUUCACCUGCGGGGACUAUCUCAUGGGGAAGGGGGGCAAGGAGUACCUGGCAGGGGAGGACCCAGGGCUCAGAAAGGUGGUGGAACAGUGCGGGGGCAGGUACCAUAUCUUCAACAACCGCAGGCCUCAAGACAGGGAGCAGGUCAGGACACUACUGGAAAAGCUGGAGAACAUGGUGCAGGAAAAUGGGGGCUGCUAUCUCCCGAAUGCCCAGCAGAGGGUGGUAGAGGGGAGAGCGGGGAAGACAGAGAGGGAAAUGAAUGAAAGAUACAACUCAAACUCAGAGGCACAAAGAAACAGAGGAAUGACAGAGAGGGACGGGCCGUCUCCUGCAGAGAGAGAGGAGAUGGAGGAGACAGUGACAGUGAGUCACAUGGCCAAUGGGCUACAGGCACACCGACCACGGCAACAGUCACCUCCACAAACGUUACCACAACCACAGACACCACCACAGACCACCGACUCACCGCUGAGGAGGACCCCCAGUUUCCGUCUGUCCACAGAUGGUGCUAUUCUCUCCCAGUUGCUCUCAGAGGAGAAACCUAGCCAGAAUUUUGUCAAUACACUCUUCCACCCUAUCUCUCCCUCCUCAGAGAACCCCACCUCUCCCUCUCUUACCCCCAUCUCCCAAUCCCCUCCACAGUCCCCUCCUCACUCCCCUCCUCAGUCCCCUCCUCACUCCCCUCCACAGUCCCCUCCACAGUCCCCUCCUCACUCCCAUCCUCACUCCCCUCCUCACUCCCCUCCUCACUCCCCUCCACAAUCCCCUCCUCACUCCCAUCCUCACUCCCCUCCACAGUCCCCUCCUCACUCCCAUCCUCACUCCCCUCCACAGUCCCCUCCUCAGUCCCCUCCCCACUCCCCUCCUCAGUCCCCUCCACAGUCCCCUCCUCACUCCCCUCCACACUCCCCUCCACAUCCCCCCCUCACUCCCCUCCUCAGUCCUCCCCUCAUCCCCUCCACAGUCCCCUCCUCACUCCCCUCCCCACUCCCCUCCCCGUCUUCUCUGUCCCCGGAGCUAAGGCUGGUGCUGCUGGGUCGAACAGGGGUGGGGAAGAGUACGGUGGGGAACACCAUCCUGGGCCGGGAGGAGUUUGUGUCCCGGGCUGACAGCGGGGUGCCCGUCACUCAGGAGUGUGAGAAGAAGAAGGGCACAGCGGCUGGGAGACGGGUGGCUGUGGUGGACACCCCGGACUGGUUCUGCUCAGAGCGCCCCCCAGAGGAUGUGCAGCGUCAGCUCUCCACCUGCGUGGCCCUCUCUGCUCCAGGGCCCCACGCUUUCCUCCUGUGCGUCGCUGUGGACCAGCCGGCAAAACUGGAGCUGCAGGCGCUGGGGGCGCUGGAGGAGGUCUUCGGCCCCAACGCGGUGAGGAAGCACACCUUGGUCCUGUUCACGCACAGCGACCGCCUGAAGGACGGCGGCAGGGUGGAGGACUACAUCAUCGCCCGGCGCCGCGACCUGCUGCAGCUGGUGGAGAGGUGCGGAGAACGCUACCACGUGCUGGAGAGGGGGGGCGAGCCGGGGGCAGGCGAGAGGAGCGUGGGUGAGCUGCUGGACAAGGUGGAGCAGACGGUGAAGGAGAGUGGGGACACCUUUUACACCUGCUCGCUGUUCCAGGAGGCCGAGAGCAGGGUGAGGGAGAGGCAGGAGGAGAUUGAGAGGGAGAGGGCGGGGAGAGGAGCGGAAGAGGCAGACAGGCAGGGGGCCGCCUCCUCCCCCUCCUCCUCUUCUUUGUACUCUGUGCCGGAGGUGGAGGAGGAGGAGAGGGAGCAGAUGAGGGAAGAGGCGGAGAAGAGGGUGAACGACCUCAAACUGGACGCGCUUCCCUCUCUCUCCUCCCCCUCCACCUCUCCCUCGUUCUUUCGCUCUGCUUGGGAGAAAGUGGCAGCGGGGAUGAAGAGGGUCCCGAAACUGGUUGCGGGCGGAGCUCUGCUGGGCGGGGUGGUUGGGAUGUUUUUUGGGGGUGCCCUGGGGGGUGCCGUGGGGGCGACUGCUGGCUCAGUGAUCUCAGAGGUUGGGAGACGGAAGUACAGCAAGAGAAUUAAAACUGAAUAAUAGAACCACACAGACGUAGGGUGAUAUCACUUUAAAUCAUUUAACAGAAGUGUUGAAGAGCUAGUAUACAUGUUUGACGUAACAUCAGUUCUUUUGCAUUGCUCAUCAUGCCUGGAAGAGGAAUAGAUCUCUUGCGCAAUAUUUGUCAAAGGCCCAGCAAUACUGAAGAUUCUGAUAUUUCAAUGCUGCUAAUAGCAUAUUUGACUUACAUUGUGGAGAGGGAGAAUAGGAAGAGAGACUCUUUUGGUCAAAUGAAUUUUCCCUCUGCAUAAGGUGUAUAAUAGCACUUACAUCGAUCUUUUCAUGUCAUUUCCUCUCUAUCCCUUAAAAAAGGUUUAUGAUGCUUGUUAUGUUAUGUUGUGGUGGUGUUGCUUGAUACACUGUGUCGUAUGUUGCAUGUAAUCAUAAUAUUAGAUAUGUGUGUCAUGGGGUGUCAUGCUGUACAGAGUGCAUUCAUAUUGAGAUGACUUCCUCCAUUUCAUGUAAAUACUGUAUGCCAAACUAGAGUAUUGUAUCACCAAACACUUGCCUUCUCUUCCAACUAUCAAAAUCUACUGCAACUAAUUGUGGCGAAUCCAAAAUUAUAUGAAAUUAUUCCAGUACUCAGAGUUGUUAUGUCUGUGAGGUACAACAUUAUUAAUCAAUCUGCUCUGUGGUCCAGCAACACAGGAUGGCGCUGAAGCACAAAUAAAAUUGUAUAAUAAACAAAAUUCAAUACUUACAACAAUAUGUAAU